GCCAUACACAGGGCUGGGGAGAGAGAGGGAGAGGGAGCAUCCCUUCUGCUGGUGGGAAAUCACCAUCAAUGCUGUAAGCCAUUCCGUGCCGAAAAUGCCGUCAUCCUUCUGAUACUGCCCUGCCCCAUAAUGACCACCUCUGCCUGUCUGGAGCAGGCCUGAAAGGUCCCAAUGGUAGCACGGAUGUCCCGCUCUCGUCCCGUCCCAAACCGGGCCUGCUAGAGUCUGUGGCAGCACCAGAGCGCUGGUUCUGCCUGGCGCAGUACUGACAGGCUGGGUUUACCAGAAUGAAGCUCCUCCGGCACUGAUUGAACCUCAGCGGGAGAGGAAAGUCGCAGAACGCAGAGGAUGGUGCGGGAGCUGCUGCAGGUCCCCUGCCGUUGAACUAUGUGAGCAGUGAACUAGAAGGUACUGAACCUACGCUUGAGAGUCAGCAUCCACAAUGAUGAACUUGGACCAUUCAGACUUCAAAGAAUACAUAAUGUAUAUUGCUGGAAUGUGAUGAUUUCUAUCCGAAGAAAGAAAGAGUCCAGGAUGCUACCUCUCAAGAGUUCCUUGUGAGAAAUGGAUGGAUCAGGUCCCAUGUUGAACCUUGUGAGCAACCGUUCUUUGCACAAUAUCUCAUCUGGCCUGUUGGGGCCCAAACCCACAACUCCUGGCGUACAGCCGGGCGUUUUCACACAGUCCCAGAUCAAGGACCUGGUGGGGAUGUUCUUUAUGGUGAGCCUCAAUGCAGUGGCCCUCCUGGCCAAUACGGCAGUGAUGGUGGCCAUUGUAAAGGCCCCACACCUAAGGAAGUUUGCUUUUGUGUGCCACCUGUGUGUGGUGGACCUGCUGUGUGCCGUGCUGCUGAUGCCCCUGGCCAUGGUAACAGGCUCUCCCUUCUUCAGUGCUGUGGUGUUCACCGUGCUGGAGUGCCAGGUCUACAUCUUCCUCACCGUCUUCCUCAUCUGCGCCUCCAUCCUCACCAUCAUGGCCAUCAGCGUGGAGAGAUACUACUAUAUUGUGCACCCCAUGAGGUAUGAGGUCAAGAUGACGCUCAACCUGGCCAUUGCCGUGGUGAUCUUCAUAUGGGUCAAGUCCAUCCUGCUGGCUCUGGUGACCCUGUUUGGCUGGCCACCAUAUGGGAACCAGAGUUCGAUCAGUGCAGCCCACUGUUCCUUGCACUGGAGCCACAGUAACCUCCGGAAGUCCUUUGCUGUCCUCUUCAGUGUGGUGUGCUUUCUGGUUCCGUCCCUUGUGAUCUUUGUGGUUUACUGCAACGUCUACAAGGUGGCCCGGAUGGCGGCCAGACAGCACAUCCCUGUGCCUACCUGGACCACGAGCCCCAAGCACCGCUCGGACUCCAUCAACAGCCAGACUACCAUCAUCACCACCCGGACCCUGCCCCAGAGGAUGUCCCCGGAGAGGAUCUUUGGAGGCGGGAAAGCGGCCCUCACCCUCAUCCUCAUUGUAGGCCAGUUCCUGUUGUGCUGGCUGCCUUACUUUUCCUUUCACCUGCACCUUUCGCUUGGGGAUUCACCCCAGAGCCCUGGAGACUUGGAGGAGGUGGUCACCUGGCUGGCCUACUCCUCUUUUGCCGUCAACCCGUUUUUCUACGGGCUCCUGAACCGACAGAUCCGCGAGGAGCUUUGCAAGCUGAGGAGGUGCUACUCCACCCGGCCCCAGGAGCUGGGAAACUCCAGCCAUGAGGGCUCCAUCCAGGAAAACUUCCUCCAGUUCCUGCAGCGAACAAGCUGCACGGCAGAGACCCGCUCCAGCUGUGUCCAGUCCAGCCCCAGGAACACUCUGGACCAGGGCGUCCGCAUUCCCGGGCAGAUCCCAGAGGAGUUCAGUUAGCCCUCCUCAAGCACCGUGUCUUACUGAAAGCCUCAUGGCUUCAAGGUGCCAGUCAAUUCUUAUUCUGCAUGCAGCGUUAUCCUUCUAUACAGGGUGCAAUACAUUGCCAUUUAUAUUGUAUCAGUAGAGUUUGUGUCUUAUCACUGAAGCAACAAUGGCAACAUUCCACCAGAUGGAUACUAUGAAGUUUACAUGCAUUACAUCUGUUAGUAUUCCAUUACCCCUGCCAUCAUUCAGCACGUGCUCUUGGAAAAGACACAUGAGCAAUUGAAGAUUUGAUGUAACCAAUAUGGAUCUCUGGCUAUUUGCUGAUAUAAUGAAACAAUUACUAGAAUGUAACACAUAUUAACACUUUUUUGUUCAUGUUCAUAUUCCAGAGAAUAUGAGAAUACAGUGAGGGGGAAUUGUAUAACAAUUCAUGUUCAAAUGACAUUUUCAAUUAAAUCAUAUAAUUAGAUUUGUAUCUUCAUCCAAUCCUGUUGUCCUCAAUUAGUGUGAUUAGAUUGAAUGCUGAGUGUGAAGUAUUGUGCAGAUGAAAAGCAUAUGUAUUUCUGCAUUCCCUGAGGGUGGGUCACAGAGGCAAGGAAAAAUUCUACUGGACAAAUUGGGCCAUAAUGUGGAAAGGAGAAAGACUUGGACUAAAUAGAAUAGCAUAAUGGUCACAGAUUCAAUUUAAUAAAACUGAAUUAAAAAAAUUAUUAUCUUACCAGUAAUAACAAUAACAAAAAUGUUGAUACUGCUACUAUUAAUACUACUACUACCAUUAUUAUUAUUAUUAUUAUUAUUAUUAUUAUUAUUGUGUUGCAGUUCAAAUUGUCAUUGUUCAAAGAUGAAAAAGAUAUCUAUAAUUAAAAUUUGUAGAUACAAAGUACGUAAUACUAAAACUUGUGGACAGAUAUUUCUGAACAACUCGAGCAUGUAUUAUAAUAUCAAAUCCCUUGACACAGAUAUUUUAAGAUGAAAAUUAAAAUUAUUUUGAACA
Anguilla anguilla (European eel) is the source of this 2821-nucleotide messenger RNA. It is a transcript of the gene gpr61l, whose product is annotated as G protein-coupled receptor 61-like. Gene Ontology annotation, cellular component: signaling receptor complex; plasma membrane; endosome. Lineage: Eukaryota; Metazoa; Chordata; Actinopteri; Anguilliformes; Anguillidae. Bases 565 to 1839 code for a protein of 424 amino acids. Gene Ontology annotation, biological process: G protein-coupled receptor signaling pathway. The transcript is spliced from 3 exons. The record is from RefSeq and is a predicted model, not a curated record. Gene Ontology annotation, molecular function: G protein-coupled receptor activity.